GAAGUGAUAUUGGAUAUGGUGAAGCGAAAACUAAAGGAUACGUUCGCAGAUAAAGGACCUGGCGAUGGCAUGUCAAAUCCACCAAUUCACGACUUUAAAGACGAGGAAAAGAGAGAAUUCCGCAAGUGCUUAGUGGCGUGGUUUAAAGAAAAUCAAAGAGAUUUACCAUGGAGAAAACACCUGACAAAUCCAGAUAUUGAUCAAAGGGCGUAUGCAGUGUGGGUAUCAGAGAUCAUGUUGCAACAAACACAAGUGGCCACAGUAAUUGACUAUUAUAAAAGAUGGAUGAAGAAAUGGCCAACACUACAGGACUUGGCAAAAGCAUCUCUUGAGGAAGUGAAUGAGAUGUGGGCAGGUCUGGGUUACUACAGUAGAGGAAGGAGACUGUUGGAAGGAGCUCAAAAGGUUGUUAAAGAAUUCAGUGGAAAGAUGCCAAGGACAGCAGAGACCUUGUUAAAACACUUACCAGGAGUUGGGAGAUACACAGCAGGAGCAAUAGCUUCUAUAGCUUAUGGUCAGACCACAGGGAUUGUUGACGGCAAUGUGAUCAGAGUUUUGUGCAGGAUGAGAGUCAUUGGAGCCAACUCUACAAGUCAGCCAGUCCAGAACAAACUAUGGAGUCUAGCUGAUGAGAUUGUUGAUCCUGAUCAACCUGGGGAUUUUAAUCAAGGAAUGAUGGAGCUUGGGGCAACAGUUUGUACCCCCAAAUCUCCCAACUGUGAUUUGUGUCCUGUGCAGAAUCUCUGCCUUGCUAAGUCUAUGGUAGACAAGAACAAGCUAAGAAAUGGUAAUAAACUUGGUGUCAUUUCAAGAACUUCUGUCCCAGACAUAGAAUGUGCUGCUGACCAGUGUGAGCUUUGUUUACCAGAAAAUGAGGCUUGGGAUGAAAAAGAAGGUGUUCAGAAUUAUCCCAGAAAAUCUGGAAAGAAAGCUGCUCGCGUAGAGAGGACCAGUGUGUGUGUUUUGUGUAAGAAAUCAGAAACUGAGGAGCUACAGUAUUAUUUGGUACAGAGAUCUCAGAAAGGUCUUUUAGCUGGUCUCUGGGAAUUUCCCUCAGUUAAAAUGGAAGAAGAUGAUGAAAAUUCACAUCACACAGUACAUGAAAUCCUCCAAAAGUCCUGUGGACUGCUUGUCCCACCCUCUACUCAGUCAAUGGUCGUGGGUGAAGUAGAACAUAUAUUUUCCCAUAUCCACCAGACUUACAUUGUUCAGUCUUUAGUGGUCAGUGAAUCAGAAAUAGACAGUUCAAAUAUUCAUACAGAGAACGGUCGAUGGGUGACAAGGGAGGAAUUCUCAUCUGCUGCUGUUUCUACCGCCAUGAAGAAGGUUUUGAAAGCUCUUGAAACCUCUAGCUCUGGGAAGAAGAAAAAGAAGCCUACAGAUACUGACAAGAAUCAAAAGUCUAUAACUUCAUUUUUCACAAAGAAGUAGAAUUUAUGUGUUUUAUACUGUUCUACAUGUAUAUAUUUAUACUAUACAUUUGUUUGUUGAAUGAAUGUGAUGUUAUAUUUUUAUA
Saccostrea echinata is the source of this 1516-nucleotide messenger RNA. Its product is annotated as adenine DNA glycosylase-like. Gene Ontology annotation, molecular function: oxidized purine DNA binding; purine-specific mismatch base pair DNA N-glycosylase activity; 4 iron, 4 sulfur cluster binding. The coding region runs from base 16 to 1431 and encodes 471 amino acids. The record is from RefSeq and is a predicted model, not a curated record. Gene Ontology annotation, cellular component: nucleus. Lineage: Eukaryota; Metazoa; Mollusca; Bivalvia; Ostreida; Ostreidae. Gene Ontology annotation, biological process: mismatch repair; base-excision repair. The transcript has 15 exons.